Messenger RNA from Penicillium longicatenatum, 1215 nucleotides. RefSeq names its product cupredoxin domain-containing protein. The record is from RefSeq and is a predicted model, not a curated record. Bases 1 to 1215 code for a protein of 404 amino acids. NCBI's taxonomy places the organism in Eukaryota, Fungi, Ascomycota, Eurotiomycetes, Eurotiales, Aspergillaceae. The transcript is spliced from 4 exons.
AUGCGGGUCCCAAACCGGUUCUUGCGACCACUAUCGGGAUCGCUGAUUGCGAAAACAUGGGUAGCCGCACUAGGAGUAAUAGUUCACGAUGGAGCUGAGGGCAGAAGCGAAUCUACCACGGAUGCCGACCCAGGCAUCAUGCUUGCAGUUUCUGCCGCGACUUCAACUAUUUCAAGUGAGACUUCUUCUACAACAACCACUGUCUCCUCUUCCGAUUCAUAUACAACAACGAGCACCUCCACAACUACCACAUCUACCGGAAUCACCACUCACACGAUUCAAGUGGGACCAAAAGUCAGCCCCCACGCCUAUGUUCCGCAAAACAUCACGGCGAACCCGGGUGAUAUUCUGGUGUUUGAAUUUUAUCCUACAAAUCACUCUGUCGCCAAAGCAGAUUACCUUGCACCCUGUGUCCCAGCGAGCUCUGGUGAAUUUUGGUCUGGAGAGUUUAACACUUUCACCGAGUCUAAUGGUGAACUUGUUGGUCCAGCUCCCACCUGGUCCAUUACCGUCAACGACACAGAACCUACAUUUUUCUAUUGCACUGCAAUAGGAUCAUGCAAAGACAAUGGAAUGGUUGGCGUCAUAAACCCAAAUUUAAGCCAUACUUGGGAAACACAGUACAAACGAGCACUCACAUACCCUUACAUGUUACUCCCUGGCCAACCUAUGCCUGCCGAAUCAUCUGACUCGGGCUCAAGCUUCAGCUCAUCUUCUAGCGAUUCCACUGAGCACGGUCUCAGCACAGGCGCAAUCGCCGGAAUAGCAGUGGCAUGCAUAGCCUUCGUCGGGAUCUUAAUUGCAUUAUUCUGGACUCUGGGUCGCAACCGCAUUUAUCAAAAAUGGAGGUCCUCAGAGGUCGGACGGACUGAACAAACAGCCCGAUGGGCUCUAUUCCAAUCCCACGGGACUGGUGAUUCACCAACUCAAAAGAGCGAACUCGACAGUAGUACUGUCCACAUAGCACCGCGAGCUGAGCAUAGCCAUUUUUCUAGUUCCAAGCCUAGCCAUUAUAGGACUCCUGAUCCGGAUCAUCGGGAGGAUUCGGAAGCUACAAAUACCCGCUCCAUGUAUGGAGCGCUGGCACUGCAGCGUGGCUCUGGGCAGUGGAACUGGGAUGCUGCACAGCAUCCUCGUAACCAACGGGGGCCGAGUGAGUUAGAUGCGACCAGUUUGUCUCCGCCACAAUAUCAGUUGAUCAGAGAUAAUCGGUGA